AUGUGGUUUUAUUUCUUUCAAAGUUCAUCGUCAUGGGAUUUAUACAAAAUUAUAUUUGAUAUAAUUAUUGAACUUAGACCAUGGACUUUAACUCAAUGGUUUCUUUUAACUACUAUUUCAAUGACAUUAACUACGUAUUUAAAUGUAUCUUUUUUCUCUACAAUUACGGUAAAUGUUGCUCAAGGUUUAAAAUAUCUCUUUCUAAUGAUGAUAUUUGAAAACAUUUCAUCAUAUUGUUUACUUAAACAAAGCUCAGCUAAGAAAAUUUUUGUUCUUGAUUUUCUUAAGCAUUUUCAAACAAAAUUAAAUCAACGAAUUCUUAGUGCGAAUUGGAUCAAAAUUAAAUUAUCUGAUCAAGUCGAAAUUCGACGAAAAAUUGAAGAAGCUUCAUCUUCUAUUCAAUUUCUUAUGGAAGACUUGAUUGCCCAUUUACAAGAAGUCUCAAAAUUGACUUUAACAAUCAUCACUGUAUUUUAUAUAUGUCCACUCGCAACUAUACUGAUUGGUAUUGUUUAUGUAUGUUUCUAUCGUUUCUAUUUGAACAAGCAAAGUAAGGAUUUACUUGAUAUCAAAUUAAAAAUAAACGAUAGAUAUGAUAAAUUACAAUCAAAGUAUUCACGAGCAAAUGCAAACAUGUUUGAAUAUGUUAUUCAUCAUGAAAAGGAUAAGAUUGUUCAAAUUACAAAUGAAUUAAAAGUUGAUAUGGAAAAACAGUGGUUUGAACUUGACUAUUUGUACGAUUAUUUAUCACUGAAAGAAGAUAUACUUGGUAAAUUAUGUACAUUUAUAACUAUUAUUAUUUAUUAUAUCUUGAAUGGGAUGAAUACAUUUAUUAUUCCAUUAUAUCACUAUCUAUCAACAUUAACUGGUAGUGUUCAUGAACUAUUAAUUGCUUAUAUUCGUUGGUUAAGAUUGAAAAAAGAUUAUGAUCUCGUUAAACCAAUAUUAGAAGAAUAUGAUGAACGAAUAAAUGUCGAACAGAUUGAUCUAAAAUAUGAAUUUCAAAUUCAAGAUCUUUCAUUUCAAUAUAAAGGAACAAGAGAAACUUUUCAUUUACAACUUGAUGGUUCACUCAGUUUUAAAAAGGGUGAAGUUAUAUUGAUUACUGGUAAAAGUGGAUCAGGUAAAUCAACAUUCUACGAUAUUCUAAAUGGUUCAAUUCCAAUGAAUGAUUAUUCAGCUAAAGUACAAAUUGAUAGUGAACAACAAUCAUCAAUACUUCAUUCCAUUGAAAAAUGUCGAACAAUGGUUUUACAAGAUAGUGAUAUGGACUAUCGAUCGACAAUUUAUAGUAUGGUUACAGAUAUUGAUGAAGAUGAAGUGAAUAAAAAUCGAACGCCUGAACUUGAUUCACUUGUAUGGGAAUUUUUACGUCUUGUUCAAAUUGAUGAUUUUAUUCGAGAUGAACUCAAUGGUGAUCUUGAUGAAGCAAUGGAAAAUAAAUUGAGUGGAGGACAAAAAAUGCGAUUGUUAUUGGCACGAGCUUUGUAUCGUGCUCAUAAUCGUAAUUCUUCACUAUUGAUUCUAGAUGAACCAGAUAAAGGUUUACCUGCUGAAAUAACAAUUACUAUCAUUGAUAAUAUUAUGAAAUGGUACCGAUCGAAAGGUAUUCUUUUUCUUACACUACAUACUGAACGAGCGCAUAUGCUUAAUUUCGAUCAAACUCUACAUAUUGAUCAAGGAAUUAUUACUAAAAUCAAGUAA
Molecule: messenger RNA, 1704 nt
Organism: Adineta steineri
Lineage: Eukaryota; Metazoa; Rotifera; Eurotatoria; Adinetida; Adinetidae
Source: the annotation of a GenBank genome assembly